GGCCUUAUUUUUCCGUUUCUGGUGCCAUGCUUGCAGAUAUUGCAAUUAUUGACUUGCCUACCCCAGUUUUUCUUCUUAUUUGGCAAAAACAUGAUGAAAUGAUGCUAUUAAUUUCUAGAACAUUUCAUGCUUUGAAAAAAUAUCUCCAAAUUCUUUAUCAAAACUAUAAUCAACUAUUAGCUGAAGCUGGAUAUUCUCCAAAAGUUCUUGCUAGUUUAAUUAUUCCAAGAAAUUGGCUUAUAGUUUAUAUGGAUGCAGAACAUGUAUAUAAAGACUUGUGUGAAGGAAACAUCCUAGUUUGUCAACUUAAGAAUAAUGAUUUUGAUGUAAAAUUGAUCAAUUUUGAAUGGUCUGGAGAGGUUGGUUCUACACAUUAUUCUCACUUUAUGAACAAUGCUGAUAUUGAAUAG
Molecule: messenger RNA, 410 nt
Organism: Dentiscutata heterogama
Lineage: Eukaryota; Fungi; Glomeromycota; Glomeromycetes; Diversisporales; Gigasporaceae
Source: the annotation of a GenBank genome assembly